ACGAAACGCGUGUUUAAUAUUGAUACACGCGAGAGCUUCUCGCGUCUUUCCCCUCUCCGGAAACUUUUUUUUUGCGGGUACAAACGACGGAUACUAACUCCCACGAGGUACUUUCGUGGAAUUUCCCCGUGAUGCAGCGGCUGCCCUCUCUCUCGCCUCUGUCUCUUUCCCUCCCGGCGGAGUCGCCGAUUUCUCCCCGGCGUUCACCCACCGCUACUCCUCCGUCGGAUUUCCCUCGCGUCUCAGCCCAGUUGGAGAAAAAAAUCGGGGCAAAUCCUUAAUCGAAGGAGGGACAUCAGCACUUUCGCCGUUUCCCAUCGCCUUCCGUCGACGUCACGGAGGAGUGCUCCGCUUCCCGUCGCGCCAUCGCCAGACAACUCUACACCUAAGCUAAGUCCUCCUUCUUAGUUCAUAUUAAUUAGCCCUCUUGAAAGAUAGUAGCUUUAGAGGAUUCUACUUUAUUGUUGGGGUGUAAUUGAAAUCGGUGGAGGGACUUGUUCCUUGUGUUCAAGCACAAUUUCGAUAUCUAGCGUCCUAUGUUCUCAAACACGGCAGUAGCUGUAAUCAAAGCUCUAUGGUUCUCUAAAUUUUAUCCUAUACUCUAAACCUGAUGCAAAAGGGUGAGGGUAUGGUGGUUUUUUUGUUACCUCUUGAAGUAAUUGCUGAUUCCUUUCCUCUGGCCAUAACUUCACGGCUUGCCCACUCGUCCCUCUGGUUCCUUCUAUGGGAGCAGGGCUGCCCUUGCAAGAAGCUUCCUGCUGUGAAGAACCUCACUCACUCACUACACUUUCAAGCUUGGGGAGAUGCAAGAGGUAGCAGGCUUCUGGUAACAGGGGAAUGGGUGCAGGUUGACCUGCCUUUUUAUUACAAGGGGGAAGAGUCCCAUUUGGAUGUCCCAGGAGAGAGGGAUGGUUGCCUCGGUUGGGUGAGGCUGUGGGGAGACUCCCAGGGCAGAUUUCUAGUUUGGGGUAGGCACACCAGCUCUACCAAGUCAAAAGAGCUACUGCCUUUGCAGAGCGAUUAAAUAUGAUUUAGUAUAGCUUCAAGGUUAAGCACCAAUGACUGAACAAAGACAUAGGCGAGGUGGUCGUGGCGUUCGUGGUAAAGGACAAGGAGAGGUUCCCCUGGCGAAGAUGACUUCUGACAAUGUCAUCUACAUGUUGCAGAGAAUGAUGAAUUGAGGAGACAAAUUCAACAACUUCAACAACACCUUGUACGUCUGCAGAGUUUGCUAUCAAAUAUUUCAAUUCUGUGCCGCAAACUAAUGAGGACAUUGACAUCAAUAAUCUUUUAGUGCAAGACUCAAGAUGAAGUCUUUUCCAAAAAGGGAGAAUGAUGCAAGUGUGACUGUGUGAGGUCUCUUCUGAUAAAGAUGAAGAUGAAGACUUGCAGUGAAAGUUUAUCUUUAGAUUGUUUUCUAGUUUUUGGAUUUUAUUGUAGUAAGUUUAUUUUAGUUAUAUUCUACUCUCUCCGUCCA
Salvia splendens (bonfire salvia) is the source of this 1477-nucleotide messenger RNA. RefSeq lists its product as uncharacterized. Bases 611 to 1024 code for a protein of 137 amino acids. Lineage: Eukaryota; Viridiplantae; Streptophyta; Magnoliopsida; Lamiales; Lamiaceae. The record is from RefSeq and is a predicted model, not a curated record. The transcript has 5 exons.